Molecule: messenger RNA, 2051 nt
Organism: Gadus chalcogrammus (walleye pollock)
Lineage: Eukaryota; Metazoa; Chordata; Actinopteri; Gadiformes; Gadidae
Gene: tmem141
Product: transmembrane protein 141
Exons: 5
Coding region: 127-522 (131 amino acids)
Source: RefSeq, a predicted model, not a curated record
UCUUCUUGUGUUUAUGUUCUUUGUUGGCGUCAUUCGGAAGGGGAACCUUUCAUAACAUCACUUUUGUUUGCCCUAUGGUUUGCUCGAGCCGCGUACAUUUUCAUAGACUUUGCAACGACAGGCUAAAUGGUUAAUAUCGGACUGAGGAGAGUAGACGAUGCCCUGGCUGCUAAACACCCUGGUCUACAACAAUAUGCUGCUUGUCAGUCAUCAGCCUUCAUGAAGGGCACUGGGACGUUUCUCUUAGGUACUGCUGGUUUUUUUGUUCUUCAAAAAGCUUUACAAAAGAGGCUUCCUUAUGCACUUCAGUGGAACCUGCUCGUUUCAUUUGUGGCCUCGUCUGUCGGAAGCUACGCAGUGACGCGCUGGGAGACCAGGAAAUGCACUGAGCUGUGGUUGCUGUUGGAAAAAGGAGAAAUUCCAGAUCCAACUCCAUCAAAAGGGAGAGGGCUGUGGCCGCAAUCGAUGGAGGAGGCAGUCAGCUGUGCAGGAAGGCAACAACAGGAGUAUGUAGGGAUCUGACAUGGACAGGGAAUUCUUUUAUUUAAACAUUCAGAGGAAAUCAGGCCUACUGUAGGCCUAUGUAAAUAAGAUUAAAGAUGUCUAGAAUUAUAUCUGUAAAUGGCAGGUGUACUUUGCUUUUGAUGGGGCCAUAAUGUUAUAUUAAUAAAAAGCAUUUUAUUGAUUGGCACCUUUCAGGCCACUUAAGCACACCUUACAUGCAUAAUUAAUAAAAUAUUAAAAACACUUGGUGGAGCGUGUUUGUCACUUAUGUGAAAGAGCUGAGUAACGGAAUAAGAUGCAGCUGGGCAGGGCGCUGAGAGCUGAUGCAUGAGGCAUGAUUGUGGCACGGCAGACAAGUACAGGAGCAUGAUGGACCGGGAUCUGAUGAGGAAACAAAGAUUUUCUAACUUAAGAUAAAAUAUACUCUGAAGUUUCCAGUUUCUGCAAACAGAAGAGAAAGGGUUUAGUUACGGCUUUGUAUCAUUAAUACGAUAGACUGUGACAAACAAUCGAUAACAAACAAAAAAAUUGUUUAAAGCCCACUCACCACAUCAAGGUGCAGGCCAAGAGUGGGAACAAAGACUCGCAUCAAACUCAGGGGGACAGUGGAACAUGUAAAAAUCAUAUAAAUACAUGAAACAUUUACAUAAAUACGAGACCAUAAGAUAUGUUUGGGUUUCUCUUGUUUUAUCUUGAAAACAAAAUACACAUAACAUUAAGAAAAGAAGGGAAGAAAAUAAAAGUAAUAAUAGAUAAAGCUAAACUCAGUUAGUGAUGGGCAUACAUUUAAAUGUACAAAAAUUACAGAGGUCACUGAUCGGAUGUGCUGUUCAAAAAGAAAUGCACUAUUAAACUAUGCCUUGUGCUCCAUGCAAGCUCCAAGUCUACAAUUGAACAAUGUCUUUUUGCAGUUUUGAGUGCUUUGUGCCAACUUGUGCUCAGUCAUGCAAGCUCCAAGUGUAAGAUUAUUUACAAAAAAUGCAUUCAAUAACUUAUGUACAAAUAAAUGGUUACAUUUCAACCAGCAACGAAGUUGGAGUGGCAUCAGUGUUGCCAGGUGUACGAUAAUUAUCGUAUUUGUAUACGAUAAUUUGGCCCUCUGUACGAUGUACGACCAAUAAUCCCAAAAAAGGCCAAAAAUACGAUAAUUUGACCAUUCAGUGAAUGUGUGGUUGUAAUAUGUUGUAAUCAGCCUGUCGCAACUGUUUUUUUGUGAACCCUGAAGGCAUCUCUUUCCAUGUGACAAAUUUCAAGCCAAUCGUGCUUUUCUAAAUGUGAGCUUGCCUCAGAACAACGGCAAUGAUUGGCUGAAUAGUCCGCUGCGCCCGCCCCAGGAAAAAAAAGAAAAAAAGAAAAGAAGAAGAAGCAGAGUACAAUAUCUUUAUUUGAGUUUUAAGCACCAUAGCAAAGAGAAAUACGGUCUUUGACAUUCCUGCAACAUGUCAACAUAUGUCCGCUGCCUUACUAUGUUCAGAACAGAACAUAAAACAAAAUCACAUAGAACUGCACUUUAUUUUAAGUUAGAACCUGGUGUAGGCACUUAAGUU